GUGGGGUAGCGCUACUGCCUUUUCCACGAUAACCUCACCUACCAUUGUCCUAACAUUCGUCAGUUGGGUAUAAAGUCUGAAUUCGUUGGUGUAAGUGCGAGUUGUGGAGUUAGUGUCCAGGUUCCAGGAAUGGAAAGAUAUCACGUAGCAUUGCCGUGCAGGUUUAGCCAAUUGUCGCUGCUGACUUGGUAGUAGGAGUUCAAUUUUUAGAGCAGUGUACUACUAACAUAGGCUACUGGGUGUGAUCUUCAAUUGUUGUCAUUCUGAUACUGUGACUGUUUCCUCGUAACUUGCCCAUAAGAAAAAGCUACGGUGAAAUUAUUGUUUGGCUAAAUAAGUGUGAUUCCGUUGUAUUUGGCAAGUUCUACCAGCUAUCCACUCUGGAGAAUUCUUAUCUCCAAAUCGAUAUGCAGGCAUUCGAUUCAAGCCGUGUACCGUUCAGAUUGAUAAUACCAGCGGAGCUGAUCGAUGCUGACGUUUUAAAGGGGAUUGAGGCAGACUUGGAACUUUUUGAAAAAAUCUCAUGUCUAUUCUUUUUGAUUGACGACUAUCGUCUUGGGUAUAGUUUGCUGAAAGAAGUGGAAAUAUAUGCUGAGACGGCUGAAAAACAGUUUUUAACAAAGUUUGUUAGUGUUCCCAAUUGGCAGGAUAAAUUAUUAGAAGCUGUGUGCCUUCUAAGAAAUGAAGAAAUUCUUAUUAAGCUUGGGGUUGAUCCUCAACAGGCACGAACAAUGUUUUUAACCAAAGUGCCAGAAUUAAAAUACAAAGUUAAUAAGUAUGCAAAAGCAUUUUACCACCUGUUUGAAAACUUAUCAAAAGAUAAACAGGAAAAGAUUUUGACAAGGGUAUAUCGUGAGAUACCUAAGCCCAAUUGGAAGAUAUCAGUCUGGGACAAUUUCUUAGAGCUUCACCUGUUAUGGUGGAUCGAGAAUAAAUUCAUCCAGAUCUCCCCAGAUCAACAAACUUGGGAAUACAAAAAGCUAUUGAAUAUUCUGAAGGCAAUGAAACUUUCGAACAUGACAGCGUAUGAAACCCUUGAAGAUUUGCAAAAUAUUAAUAAUGGCCCAUGUCAUUACGAUGAUAAUUCAAAUUACUGUGAUAUGCUCACUAAUCAUACAGUGGAGCCUACUGGUAAUGCAGAGAAGGUUGCACCCGCUGAACGUUAUGAAAUCACCAAUGGCUUGGUUAUUAUAUUUAAUCAAAUGAAAUUCAUCGGCCCUAUCGAGUAUGAUUACAGGGAUGGAUCACAAGUAGAUUGCGAUCGCAUAGUCAGUACUUUCAAAAAUAAUUUCGGUUUUGAUACAAUAGUGCACACUGACUUGAAACAAGCUGGGAUAUAUCAUACGCUUGACCAUCUUCCUGAUUCUGCUCAGCAAUAUGACUGUAUCGCCGUAUUCAUUCUCUCACAUGGGACAUUAGGUAAUGUGAUCGCAGCAGACUGCAAGGAAUGUCCGAUAGCAACCAUACGGAAAAAAAUCUGCUGUAAGGCUUUCCGAGGUAAACCCAAACUGCUUGUUAUUCAAGCAUGCCAAGGAGAAGAAGAUAAAGGUACUCGUCUGACAACUGACGGACCAGGAUUAACGCAUAAUGGUGCAGAUGAAUUCAGAGACUUCAUGAUGUUUAACUCUACGAUACCAGGCGAUCUCUCGGUUCGAGACGCGAUAUUAGGGACAUGGUUUAUACAAAUUCUAUGCGAAGUAUUGGAACAGCUGGGAGCGAAGGAUGGGUCUGUUGAAGAUUGCAUACGAGAGGUGAUCAACCGAUUUUCCAAAAAACGGGACGUUAUUGGUGGAAAAUCGGUCGGGCAGAUCCCGGAAAUCCGACAUACGAUGGGAAAGAAAUUAUUCUUACCCCGGAAACAAAAAGCAAUCAAUGGAAAAAUCUGAUCUGUCAAAUCUUCAUGAAGAUUUGCUUUUCCGUUCUAUAACAUACCUAUAUAUAUAUAUAUAUAUAUUUUCUAUAUGUUCUCAUGUUCGUAAUAAUAUUUAUCAUAAAAAGUUAA
Athalia rosae (coleseed sawfly) is the source of this 2002-nucleotide messenger RNA. RefSeq names its product caspase-8 (gene Dredd). Lineage: Eukaryota; Metazoa; Arthropoda; Insecta; Hymenoptera; Athaliidae. The transcript is spliced from 6 exons. The record is from RefSeq and is a predicted model, not a curated record. The coding region runs from base 408 to 1886 and encodes 492 amino acids. Gene Ontology annotation, molecular function: cysteine-type endopeptidase activity. Gene Ontology annotation, biological process: proteolysis.